Molecule: messenger RNA, 1905 nt
Organism: Hirsutella rhossiliensis
Lineage: Eukaryota; Fungi; Ascomycota; Sordariomycetes; Hypocreales; Ophiocordycipitaceae
Product: reverse transcriptase (RNA-dependent DNA polymerase) domain-containing protein
Exons: 9
Coding region: 1-1905 (634 amino acids)
Source: RefSeq, a predicted model, not a curated record
AUGGCCGAAGAUAACAACAACAUGCAGCCGGACGUCCUCAGCGCCCUGGUUGCCGAGAUACGAAGUCUGAGAGAAGAGAGUUCCCGGAGAAACACCCAGUUUGAAGAACGUUUUAUUGCCCUGGAACUCCAACAACACCAGCAAGCCCGUUCGUCUGAACUCCUAGAGCCAACGCCAUCUGUCACCCCGGCUGUCCCCAUUGAGGACACCCGUGUGGUCGCCACUCACAACCCUCACCCAACCAAGCGCCCCAAAUUACGAGACAUACCGAAAUUCGGCGGCGACAAGGCCCAGUGGCGAAGCUGGAAACUAGAAACCGAAGGAAAGCUACGAGUCGACAAAGAAGCCCUUGGAGAUGCAGAAGGCCACUUUAUGUACAUCUUCAUGAGCCUAGAAGGCAAGGCUAAAGACAACGUGACCACAUUUGUGGAGAUGCAAACCGAGAAGAAAACGUUCAAUGUUGCUGAACUACUCAACCGCCUCGAAUUGCUCAGCUAUGUUGGGCUGGCGAGGAGGUGCGAUUCGCUGAGCAGCCAGAUGGAAUUAUUGGCGGUCACUAAAGCCGAGGUCGCCGAAGACGAUACUUCUUCUCAUAACGUCAGGGUGAACGGCACAGACUUCGUGCCAUCUCUUGUCGACUAUGGCUGCCUCUGCUACGGCGCGGUUAGCAAGCGCACAUUUCACUCUCUCCAGUUGCCACAUAUACGCGUUCAGCCGCGUAUCUUGGAGAACGCAGCCGGAGACGGCAAGGAGGUCAAAAUCGACAAGAUCACGUAUGUGUCGAUCGACCUCGAUGGACAUCAGCAGCAUCGUGUUUUCAUGUACGUCAUCGACGAUCUGAACUGGGAUAUGAUCCUGGGUAAACGAUGGAUGGAAGACCAGGAUGUUCACAUCCAUGCGAAGGAAGGAUAUCUCGAGAUCGGGUCCAAUGGAGUUCAACUGCCACCACAGUACCACAAGUGGUCUCGAGCUUUCUCUCAGCAACUGGCCGACCAGCUGCCCCCUCAUCGGCCAGCCCUACCCUGGGGACCGCUUUACAGCAUGUCCCGCGAGGAGCUAUUGGUACUACGGAAGACUCUCACAGAACUACUCGACAAGGGAUUUAUUAGAGUCAGCAGCUCGCCAGCCGCGGCACCAGUCCUUAUGAGGGACCGCUAUCCCUUGCCCUUACUGAGCGAGACCUUGCGAACGAUAGCCAAGGCAAGGUGGUUCACCAAGGUAGAUGUUAUAGCAGCGUUCCAUAAGAUCAGGGUCGCCCCCGGCGACGAGGAAAAGACAACUUUCAGAACGCGCUAUGGAUCCUUCGAAUGGCUGGUAGUUCCAUUCGGCCUGACAGGCGCACCAGCAGCCUUUCAGCGGUACAUUAACAGCGCGCUCCAGGAUUACCUAGACGAUUUUGUGUCAGCAUAUAUCGACGAUGUCCUGAUCUUCUCCUCUGGAAGCCUGCAAGACCACCGCGACAAGGUCGGCAAGGUCCUCCAACGACUGAUGGACGCCGGGCUGCAACUGGAUAUCAACAAGAGUGAAUUCGAAGUCAAGGCUGUGAAAUACCUUGGGUUUAUCAUCGAGGCGGAGUGUGGGAUCCGAGUCGACCCUGAGAAGGAUGUUUAUGCCAGAGUUCUCGGUGAUAGCGGAGCGCUAACGCGGCUAACGAAGAAGGACGUGCCAUUCCGUUGGGAUGAAUUGUGCGAAGAAGCCUUCGAGAAGCUCAAGGACCUGUUGAUCACGGCCCCAAUCCUUGCACACUUCCAUCCAGAAAGGAGACUAUCGUGGAAGCAGACGCUUCAGGAUUCGCGUCGGGAGGCAAACAUUCGGCAGCCGAAGCGAACUACGCUAUCCAUGACAAGGAGCUACUCGCCAUUCUCAGAUGUUUGGAGCAGUGGGAACCAGAGCUACGGGCAGUAG